Rhinolophus ferrumequinum (greater horseshoe bat) is the source of this 1882-nucleotide messenger RNA. It is a transcript of the gene WDR25, whose product is annotated as WD repeat domain 25. The record is from RefSeq and is a predicted model, not a curated record. NCBI's taxonomy places the organism in Eukaryota, Metazoa, Chordata, Mammalia, Chiroptera, Rhinolophidae. The transcript is spliced from 6 exons. Bases 1 to 1626 code for a protein of 541 amino acids. Gene Ontology annotation, molecular function: protein binding.
AUGGCUUCCUUGGUGGCUUAUGACGACUCCGACUCAGAUGCUGAGACCGGGCCCGUGGCAAGUUCUAGUGCUGCCGGCCCGAGGGAAGACACUUCUGACGUGGUUGGACCUUGUGGGCGGGCUUUCUCAUCAGGAGUCCUGGACGUGUCUGAAGGCAGAGCACUGCCCACCACGCACGGUCCCUGGGAAGAGCCAGCUGGCCAGCGUCUCCCACCGGUUCGGCUCUGGAGGAGUGACCCAGGAUCUUGCCCCAGCCAGAGGCUGCAAUGGCCCAGAACGGAGCCUGAAGUCACCUUCCCCACAAGCGAGUGUUCUCGUUCUUCCCUGUGGACCAGCCACACUCCAGCUGGUCACGUGCCCCUGGCAGCUGCCCGCUUGAAGCAGGUGAAACUCUCCCAUGGAAAGUACAACUCUCCUGAGCCAUCUUCCUGUGUCCAAACCAAAUCUGAAAGCCCAGGUCACAAUGGCACCUCUCUUCAAAGGAAAAGGCGUGAGGACUGUGUGGUACCCUAUACCCCCAAAAGACUAAGACAGCUGCAAGCAUUAAGCACAGAAACAGGCAAGAGUAAAGACGUGGGGACGCAGGGUCCCUCUGCAGGGCGGGCCCCGGCCUCAGCCCCUCUCUGUGUGGCCCCCAGAGUGUCCGAGUUUAUUCAGCCAUAUUUGGACACUCAGUAUAAAGAAACCCAGAUUUCCAGGAAGGUUCUCUUCCACCUAAGAGGCCACAGGGGCCCCGUCAACAGCAUUCAGUGGUGUCCAGUCAUUUCGAAGAGUCACAUGCUUCUCUCAGCGUCUAUGGAUAAAACCGUCAAGGUGUGGAACGCCGUGGACUCGGGCAGCUGCCUGCAGACCUACUCCCUGCACAGUGAGGCCGUGCGGGCGGCACGGUGGUCUCCCUGCGGCCAGCGCCUGCUCAGCGGUGGCUUCGACUGUGCCCUGCACCUCACAGACCUCGAAACAGGAACCCAGCUAUUCAGUGGUCAGAGUGACUUUAGAGUCACUACGGUGAAAUUUCAUCCUAAAGACCACAGCCUGUUUGUGUGUGGAGGCUUCAGCUCUGAAAUCAAAGCCUGGGAUAUAAGGACCGGCAAGGUGGUGAGAAGCUACAAGGCGACCGUCCAGCAGACCUUGGACAUCCUCUUCCUCCAGGAAGGCUCCGAGUUUCUGAGCAGCACAGACGCUUCGAGCCGGGACUCCGCUGACCGCACCAUCAUCGCCUGGGACUUCCGGAGCUCCGCCAAAAUCUCCAACCAGAUUUUCCACGAGAGGUACACCUGCCCCAGCCUCGCCUUGCAUCCGCGGGAGCCUGUGUUCCUGGCGCAGACCAAUGGCAAUUACCUGGCCCUCUUCUCUGCUGUGUGGCCCUACCGGAUGAGCAGAAGGCGGCGCUACGAAGGGCACAAGGUGGAAGGCUACUCUGUGGGCUGCGAGUGUUCCCCAGACGGAGACCUGCUGGUGACGGGCAGCGCAGAUGGCCGGGUCCUCCUGUACUGCUUCCGCACGGCCAGCAGAGCACGGACACUGUAUGGGCACGCACAGGCCUGUGUCGGGACCACCUUCCACCCCAUGCUGCCCUCCGUCCUUGCCACCUGCUCCUGGGAGGGUGACGUUAAGAUCUGGCACUGAGCCUCCUAGAGCAGAACCUUCCAGACGUCGGCCAGUCCCCAGGCUCCCCCUUUUCUUUGGGGUGCGUGGGAGUAAAUACUGAGGUUGGCUUUGGGGUCAGACCCAGCUGGAAGCUUCCUCCGCCACCCUAUGGGCCUCAGUUUCCUCAUCUGUGCAAUGGGGACCAGACUCCUUUUGUCUCAGGGCUGAGCGGUCUGCAUUAGUGAAGGGACCUGGAAGCUGUCAGCGGUGCUCAAUAAACAGGAGUGUUUUGUUA